Molecule: messenger RNA, 501 nt
Organism: Monoraphidium neglectum
Lineage: Eukaryota; Viridiplantae; Chlorophyta; Chlorophyceae; Sphaeropleales; Selenastraceae
Exons: 4
Coding region: 1-501 (166 amino acids)
Source: RefSeq, a predicted model, not a curated record
AUGUACAUCAGCCGAUUCAGUGACACCAUGUACGAUGAGCUCCUGGAGAAGGUGGACCAUGUGGCCGAUAAACGCGCGUUGGUCUUCAGCAACAACUUCAUCACCACUGUGGGCGGCACAGACAACGCGGUGGCGGUGUGGCGCUUUCUAAUGGCGCCUAUGAAGCACACCGAGAUCCAGAUCAACGGCAUCAAGGUGCUCUUCACGCCUCCUCAGCAGCCGGUGGCUGCCAACGUUUCACACCUCCAGGACAGGGGGAUGCUGCGUUUGGAGAUGGUGAGCCAGCAGCGCUGGCACCUGCCCACCCUGCUGGUGCUGGUGCGCUGGGUGUUUGGGGACGUGCUUUCCAUCCAUGUGACGACGACGCUCACGGUUGACCCUGAUACGGGCCGGCUGCUCCACCAGCAAGACGUCGUCAAUAACUGGCUCACCGCCCCACUGGUGCUGCGGCUGCUGCUGGGUCUGAGCGUGCCGCUUGCUACUGUGCUGAUCAAGCCGUGA